GGCGCUGCGGCGGCCGCGGCUGCUGCUUCCUCGGGCCAUUUUGCUGUGGAGCGACUGGGAGGAGGAGCCGCGGAGGAGACCCAGGGCCCGGAGCCGCGAUCCGAGCAGGCGGCGGCCGCGCGGACUCCGUCUUUCCGCGGUCGCGGGGAUCUCGAGGGGCGAGGCGAUCACCGGGAGGGGGACCGGAGAGCCGCGCCCGCCGCGCGGAGCGCCCCUUCCCGCCCCUUGCACCAUGAGCUGGGGCACUGAGCUCUGGGAUCAGUUUGACAACUUAGAAAAACAUACACAGUGGGGAGUCGACAUUCUUGAGAAAUACAUCAAGUUUGUAAAGGAAAGGACAGAGAUUGAGCUCAGCUAUGCGAAGCAACUCAGGAAUCUUUCGAAGAAAUACCAACCUAAGAAGAAUUCGAAGGAGGAGGAAGAAUACAAGUACAGGUCAUGCAGAGCCUUCCUCUCCACCCUGAAUGAGAUGAACGACUACGCCGGACAGCACGAGGUCAUCUCCGAGAACAUGACCACACAGAUCACGGUGGACCUGGCCCGCUACGUGCAGGAGCUGAAGCAGGAGAGGAAAUCGGAUGCUCAGCACCCAGAAAUCAGGAUCAUUCAAGAACAACUCUGACAUUGUAUGAAGAAGAGCCAAAAACAUAAGAACAAUUCUCUUGAAUGCACCCAACAGAGUACUACAAAG
Molecule: messenger RNA, 691 nt
Organism: Sciurus carolinensis (gray squirrel)
Lineage: Eukaryota; Metazoa; Chordata; Mammalia; Rodentia; Sciuridae
Product: formin-binding protein 1-like
Exons: 2
Coding region: 233-622 (129 amino acids)
Source: RefSeq, a predicted model, not a curated record